AUGCAAGAUAUUAAAUAUAGACAAUUUCAAGCCCAUGAAAACACCUAUAUCUCCUCCUUCUCCAUAAUCGAAAACAGUAACUUCAUCUUAACAGCCGGAGGCCGAGAUUCCACCAUCAGAUUACAUUCCCUCACCGAAGAUGCAUCCACCUCAAUUAUCGUUCGAGAAGCCCCCCAAAAUAAAAAUUAUUCAAUAGUAGAUUCAUCAGAUAUGUGUAUUGGUAGUAUGGAUGACAAGAUUGAGAUAUUCGAUUUAGCCAAAACCACCCCAGUACGAAUCUUGGAUAAUACCCCUAAUGACCCGACUCAUAAUCGAACUAAUUUUGUUAUUGAUGCCAAAAUCUUGAAUAAGAAUAUGUUGGUUACUUGUGGGAACAAUCAUACGAUGAAUAUGUUUGAUAUAAGAAUGAAUGUAGUCCAUGGCACUAAUGGACCAUUUACUUCAAUAGCAUUAGGUGAGAGACUGUUAUAUAGUAUUGGAUAUCAUGGAUAUAAUAUUUGUUGUUCUGGUGAAGAUGGAAGAAUAUAUACUAUGGAUUUAAGAAAUUCAGAAGUUAUAUGUGAUCAAGUUUCAAAUUAUCCAAUCUUGAAAAUACAUCAAUAUCCUAAUGAUUUAACAUUACUGUUUGAUUUAUAUGGACAAGUGAGAUUAUUUAAUAAUAGAUCGGGUUUAACUUCAUGUAGUUAUAAUAUUAAUGAACCCGUAAGGAGAUUAACUCAUACUUUUGAUUUACAAAUGAUUCCCGAAAGAAAUUGUAUUAUAAAUAGUACAAAUAUUGGUGAGAUUCAAUUUUAUUCGGUAAAUAAAGAUAGAACUCAAGUCAGGAAGAGAACAACAUUGAAAGCGGUAGUAGAUCAGAAUCAAAUAAGUACCAAUUACUUAAAUGGUAUGAAAUUUGAUCCUGUUGAAAAUAGAGUUAUUGCAUCUGGUGGAACUGGAAUCAUUCAUGUUUGGGAUAAUGUUUUUGGUUGA
Molecule: messenger RNA, 972 nt
Organism: Hemisphaericaspora subhashii
Lineage: Eukaryota; Fungi; Ascomycota; Pichiomycetes; Serinales; Debaryomycetaceae
Exons: 1
Coding region: 1-972 (323 amino acids)
Biological process (GO): mRNA splicing, via spliceosome
Cellular component (GO): catalytic step 2 spliceosome
Molecular function (GO): protein binding
Source: RefSeq, a predicted model, not a curated record